This is a messenger RNA of Vespula vulgaris, 7957 nucleotides long. RefSeq lists its product as uncharacterized. Gene Ontology annotation, cellular component: synapse; cell surface; postsynaptic membrane. Gene Ontology annotation, biological process: chemical synaptic transmission; postsynaptic membrane assembly; modulation of chemical synaptic transmission. Bases 2112 to 6680 code for a protein of 1522 amino acids. Lineage: Eukaryota; Metazoa; Arthropoda; Insecta; Hymenoptera; Vespidae. Gene Ontology annotation, molecular function: signaling receptor activity; neurexin family protein binding. The transcript has 14 exons. The record is from RefSeq and is a predicted model, not a curated record.
CACCACGGACGCGAAUUCGUCGGAAGAUAAAAAUUUUCUUUCGUUUAUUCUCCAUGUGUUUGUUCCAUGUGUUUUAAGAAUAAAAAGAAAAGGGAGAAAAAUGAAAAAAAAAGAAAUUAAUUGAGAGCUAAGAAAAAGGUUGGAAAAAAGGUGAAAGAAAGGAAAGAACAACGAGAACGAAGGAACGAGUGAAAGGAAUCUUAUUUUCUUUUUCACGAACUUUCGAAAUAUAUUCAAUAGUACGGAGCGGUUUCGUGCAAGCUUUCUUCCCGAAGCAAAAGAAUUAACGUUGUUUUAGACGUCGCGACGCGAUGGCGUCGUUCGCGAACUUCGCGUCGUAAACUUUGGAACGAUCGAAAAUUUUCCAAGAAUAUUCUAUACUCCACCACUCGAGCGUCCUUUCCUCAUUUUAUCCGCGUAAUUUUCUCAUCGAGAUCGUAAGGGGAGUGGCGGGAUGGAAGGUUUUCUAGUGUAAAACUCGUUGUUUCCGUUAUCGCCAAUGGAAACGGAAGGAAAUCGUAAUAAAGAAAAAAAUAAUAGACCGUGUUAGAAAUUUUCGAAUUUUCACCAAAGUACUUUAUCGGAGAAUCGAACGUUGUGUAGAAAAGGAGAGAAAGACAAUCUUAUUUCAACGCCGAGGGAAAGAAAGAAAGAAAGAAAGAAAGGAAGGAAGGAAAGAAGGAAGAAAGAGAAAGAGAAAAAAAAGAUAAAUAAAUAGACAUUCACGGGUUGGAUUUCUAAGAAAGUCCUUUUCGAAGCUCGUAAAUGGAGCGUAAAUUCGAAGGAUGAAGUUAUUCGUUGAUCGUUCGGGAAGAUAUCGCUAGUAGGAAGUUUGAGUGUGAGAGAGAUAAAGAGAUAGAGAGAAAGAGAGAGAGAGAGAGAAAGAGAGAGAGGGAGAAAAUACAUAUACAUAUACAUAUAUAGAGAUAGUGGACGCGUUUAUACGUAUUUUAGUUCGAAAAUAGAGUAGGCGGUCGAGUGGUGUUCCUCUUCCCCGCGUACGGAGCAACGCGUACGUGCGUUCACCCUUGUUUGCACCGUCGCCAAGAAUAUCGUUGAGAGAGAGAGCAACAUCGUCGAAACUAACGUCGUCUUCGAAGCACGAGGACGCACAAACGUUUUCAACUUUUGAAAGAACGUAAGCGACGAAGUCUCUUGUGACUUUCUUCUUACAACGGCAACGUCAAAGUCAUGACACCGAGUGUGAUUUUCAUUUGAUUUUUCGUUCACGUUAUCAUGACUCUUUCUAUGAAAUUGAUAUAAAAAUAAAAAAAGAAAACAAAAGGAAAAAAGAAGAAGUAAAAAGUGACGAGAAAACAAAUUCUUUUUAAAAGAAUAAAAAAGUUAAAAUAAAAUAUAUGUAUAAACGUAUAAUAAACUUUGUUGAUCGUUUAAUAAAAUAGAUAUAUAACGAUGAUAAAUAUGAAGAAGGUGUUUCGAUUUCAUCGUAAUAAAUUUUGCGAUUGGAAUUUUGGAUUAAUAAGAAGAUCGAAAUGAAAUGUAAAUGAAGAAAUGAAUUAUGAGAAAUGGUAUAAAUCAUCUUUAUCAACAUUUUCAUCAUCCAGAGCUUAGCGAGUUCGUCUGAGUUUCAAUUCAAUAGGGGAGAAAGACGGUAUUAGAGAGACUUCCGGUGUUCCGGAAACGAAAAGAUUCUAGAUUCUAAAAAUAAAGACACUUUUGUUUCGUUCGUCAACCGUUCGUUGAAGUUAUCGUGUUAACGUUGAUACGAAGUGAGUUGUGACUUAAUUUGAUUUUAUCAUCAACUUAACGUGGAUUACCUGACGUUGAUAAAAUACGAUUAAUCUAAAAUAAUUUAAUAUAAUUACAUAAAUUCUUAUCGUUGAUUUUUAAUAAAAACUAUCAACAUUAUUUUUUAUUUUAUUUUCAUUCUCAUGUAUUAUUAGACAUUAGUAUUGGAAAUAAAAUUUGCAAAAAAAAUUAUUAAAUUUAGAAUAUAUAUAUAUAUGAUUUUUAAUAAAAAAUGAAUAAAAAAAGUUCGAUAUGAUGAAAAUUAACAAUCGAUUUAAGAUCGAUUAAUUUCGAUCAGUAUCGUGGUUUCAAUGUAUACGUUAUAAUCGGUGAACGAAUUAAAAGACAAAUUGUUAAAACAAAUGUCGAAGAUGCUUCGUUUGGAGUUACUUGGUGUCGUGCUUCUCGCUUGCACUCAGAUUCUCACGGAACAUCGUGAUUCACGUGAAACUCGUGCCCCUUACAUCAAUUAUCCAAGGUAUCAUCAAGAAAGCGUGGAACCCGUGACGAAAGAUGUUAAAGUAAAACAUGGUCGAUUACGUGGAACCGUAGUCAAGCCGAGAACCAAUCACGAUCUUCAGUUAGUCGACGUUUUCCUCGGAGUCCCAUACGCCGAGCCUCCAGUCGGCUCGCUCAGGUUCACGCCACCGAGAUCACCGCAACCCUGGAGAGGAGUACGACAGUCCCUGGAAUUUGCUCCGGUUUGCCCGCAAGUACUACCGAAUCUUCGUGACGAGGUGAAACCAGCACGCUACGAGUAUCUCGAGAGGCACUUGCAGUAUCUCAAGAACCAGAGCGAGGAUUGUCUCUAUCUCAACAUCUAUGCUCCCCAUCAACCAGAGGGUCAGAGGAAUUUAAAGAAGUAUCCGGUGAUGGUGUUUAUACAUGGUGAAAGUUACGAAUGGAACAGUGGUAAUCCAUACGAUGGCACCGUUCUAACGGCUUACGGAAAUGUCGUUUUCGUCACCAUAAAUUUUCGCCUCGGUAUUUUAGGUUUCCUAAGACCAGGUACUAGGGACGACGCAGCGAGUAAUUUUGGAUUACUGGAUCAAAUAGCAGCGCUUUUAUGGCUCCGAGAAAAUAUUGCCGCCUUUGGUGGAGAUCCCAACAGUGUAACUUUAGUUGGUCACGGUACAGGUGCAAUUUUUGCUAACUUACUUCUCAUCAGCCCGGUUGCAAACAACAAAGGUCUGUUCAAGCGAGCCAUUCUGAUGUCCGGCUCGGCGUUGAGCGCUGACGCCAUUGGCAAGGCGCCGCUGCAAAUUACCAAGCAGGUGGCGCACGCUUUGAAUUGUCCAACGACGACCGACAGCGAUUUGGCGCUUUGUCUGCGCUUUCAAGAUGUCGAAGCUCUUUUAAACGUGAAGAUUCACAAGCCGAAAUACGUGCCGGCGUUUGCACCUCUUGUCGACAGGGCAGUUAUACCGGAUAAACCUAUUAAUCUCAUGGAAAAUACACAACUUUUUGGCAGAUUCGACUUGAUGUACGGCGUUACUGAGUCAGAAAAAUUUCACAUUUUACCACCCAUUGCCUUGCUACAUGGUUUGUUAGAUAAUCAACGCGAUGAAAUUCUUCGAGAUCAUGCUAAGGCUACGCACGAGCUUGAGCCAGAACUCGUCUUAUCAAAAAUUCUCGAACACUAUGGAGACUUUUACGGUGAAUUUACAGACGACUAUGCGACGAAGAAUAGGGACAUGGUCCUGGAAGCACUCUCUGACAGCGGUACAGUCGCACCGUUGAUAAUGACCGCCAAUUUACAUUCUAGGGCGAACCCGAAUAGUUACAUGUACGUCUUCUCCCAUCCGAAGGCUAUGCAAGAUUACUCCGGCCAACAACGACAACAGACGAUACACGGCGAAGAGCUGUCCUAUGUGCUCGGCGUUCCACUCGACGAGAGCAAGUACGACUUGCGUACUCGAUACAACAUCGGCGAGACAUUGUUUUCCGAGGCCAUGAUGAAUUGGUGGUGCAGUUUCGCGUAUAUCGGAAACCCGAACGCAGCCAAGAGAUAUCCAUAUUUGACCGACGGAUUAAAAGAAUGGGGACAGUACGAGCUUGACUGGUUGGAAUACAACCCGAGAAAUCAAACUUAUUUUAAUUUAACUAUACCACCAAAGCUCGGCUCUCACUAUCGUUCCGCUGAGAUGCAAUUCUGGAAUGAGGACCUUCCUAACAUGCUGAGGCAUCCCAACAAAGACAUUCCGAUGUUUAGUCGACCAAAGGGUCCACGACCUACGAUCCUCGACUUCGCUGAUGUGAUUGGUAAAUACGCGAAUGGCAGCUCCGACAAGAACUACGACAUCCACAAUGCCUGGUUUACAACGAAGACUCCAUCGAGUAUUACUGAAAGUAAUUUGGAAGAGAAACAGUUGAUACCUUUCUUCAUAACAACGAAUCAGCCGAAUCUUGAAAGUACCACGUCUGAAUCGAGUUCUUUAAAAAGUUCCUCGGUGAUAACGAUGAUGAUUGGUUUUGGCAUGGUAUUCCUCCUGAUCAACUUAUCCGCUUUCCUUUAUCUCUACCGGAAGCGUCAAGCAACGAAAAAGAAUGAAAAGCCUCUUAAAAGACGUCUCAGUCAGAAGGACGAAACGUCCAAGAGGCCCAAGACAGAGAAACAAGAAAACCAUUAUGGCGACCUCGGUUAUAAGAGCGAUAGUAAGCCGGAUUUGAACGAGGUGAUAAAAAGUGACAAGGCUUACGACAACAAUUCGAACUUCGGUAGGAGGUCAAAACUUUCUCGAGAAAAUUCCAGUUCUACCAUUGACACCCAUAUUAAAGUUAGAGAGUGGAUACAGCAGGAAAUUGUACACAGGUGUUCGCCGAGAUUUCUGCGAAAAACUAGAGAAACAUUGGCGAAAGAGCAUCAGGCGAAAUUAACGAAACAAGAGGAAGAAGAAAAAUGGCGAUUAGAAGAGGAAGCAUUGAAAGGUAAGAAGGAAGAACCUAUAUACGACGAGAGUCCAACGAUCGUGGUAAGACCUGGUAAAAAGUCAAAAGUACCAAAGGUGUCGGUGGCUAUUGAUGCGACCCCAGCAACGAGGACCGAAUCCGUUUUGAAUCAAGUACCAAUCGAAUUGUCGAGAAAGGAGGAGACGUUCGUCGAGAAGAUCGAACAAUCCUUCGACUAUCCUUUAUCAGAUAGCAGCCAAUUCCAGAUGACACCUCAAGUCGUUGUGAUAGAACAUCAUCAUUCGAGAAGUGAUCCACUACCAAUGGAGAACGUCUUGAGAAGCAUGAAACCGAAUUUCUCGACUCCGCGAAUCUAUGAAUCCGAUUCCGGUAGUACGAGCAGUCUCUACGCGAAGAUCAAUCCAAAGUCGAAAGUUCGACUUCCACGGGGGAAUCUUGAAAGGAGCGACGAGACCGUCGAGAUUGAGGCCUCCAAGAAUGCCGAGGAUCAAACGACACCAUUGGAGGAAGUCUAUGUGAAAUCGACGAAAUUGACAACUUUUAGCGGGGGUAGUACGCCAAGCGAUGUGAAUGUCACGUGCAGAGAACCAACGGUCGAAAGAGAAUGCAUUAGUCCAGAGGAAGCUCUUAGAACGAUAAAACGACGAAAUUACCCUAAGGUUCUACCAGACAUCGAGAAAAGACGUUCUCUUCCAGUACCAACUACCUUGUUCCUCCCGAAACAACAUGGGAACUCUUUAAGGGGAUACAAGGGUACUUUACCUAGUCCUGUAUCAGGACAACCUCCGUUACCACCGCCGAGAAUGUUCGGCACAUCGAAGAGCUUGGAAUUCGCCGAAGAGAAGGAAAACCAUUGCGAGGAGGAAGCUGUUACCAGUGAUCUUCACAUUGGACCAUUAACUAAACGACAAGAUUCUUCUGCCAGGAACAACUCCGAUCCUAGCAUCAUCGAUUCCAUAGAAGGAAACAUGAUCAAUAGCGUUCAUUCCGCCGGUGGUAGCGUUGAUACCAUUUACACGAACCCAAGGUGUCCGGUACACGGUGGAUCCUACACAUUUUCACCAAACUCUCAGAUACUCGACAAAGAUAUCGGAGAUCCUAGAAGAGACUUGAUCGAGGCAGGAAUGGGGAACCCUAAUUGGUACAAGCCUGUAUCGAAGGAAGGUAAGGUAGUGCCGGUAAUGUCAUUGGCAUCCUCGGAACCGCGGAUCGUGAUCGCUCCUAGGGAGCCAGAGAGGCAGCAGCGAUUGCUCGGUGGUAACGCAAAUUGGGAUAGGACAGGCGAGCCAAAGAUCGUGAUCACUCCGAGAGUGGUUAAUCUUCUAGGACAGGGUAAUCAAGAUCUCUGCCAGACUAUAGCCAAUGUAGGAGAUGCUUGCUCCGUUGAAACCGUGAUACCUCCUUCGAAAGCUCAUACCAUCGAUUUAGGCUCAUCGGAACGGUUAGAGCUCGAAUCUAACUGUAGUAGCAAUUUAACUAGCUCGAAGGAGGAAAGAAAGGAACCGCGUAUCAUAAUAACUGCUGGCGAUUCAAAGAAUACCGCUAUGACGAAUCCAAAACAACCAAAAAUUAUUAUAAAACCUACGACUAGCUUUCAGAAGAGCAGAGAUCAAAGGAACGUACCGAAAAUCUCGGCCAUACCAUUGGUGGAACGACAAAAUAGUCAGAACGUCGAAAGGGAUAAGAUCCUAGAACGUAAAGAGAACAGGCCUACUGUCGACAGACCUCCCUUAAGAGAAAAGCCGAAAAUAACGAGAAUACCGUCUUUCUCAAGACGAAAAGAGGACUUACCUACCGGUAUCGAUAAAUCGUUAACUCAGACGCAUACAGAGAAGACGGAGAUCGUGCAAAGAGUCGAAGCAGUACCUGGUAAAAUCGCGAACGUGACUUAUGCACAUGACGGUAAAUCUUCUAUUCCUACCCUUCAGAAAAAGGACAGCGAAAAGUCUUCUAUAACUGGAGAAGAUUCCAAUGGGAUUCCAACCGGUACAGUCAGAAGGAAACCUUCGUAUAAGAAAUAAUACAAGACGUUCGUCAACUAGUUCUACCAGUUUGCUUGUCUUGAUACCUUUUUUUUUGUUUUUUGCAACAUCAAAGGGAGUACUAAAAGGGGACGAAAUCGUAACUGGUAGGUAAUCGAGUAAAGACAAGAUAACAGACUAUACCAGUAGAUAGAAAAUAAUGAUAAAUUAAAAUAAUCAAAUAACGUUGAUAUAAUUAAUAUACAGAAUGCAUAAGCUAAGCGAAUAGAGAUAAGGCGAUGGGAGUAAUGUAACUAACAAUUAUGUAGAUUUAACAAGUGGAAGCAUCGAGAUAGGGAAAAAGUAUUGUCCGAUUUAACGUAGCAUUUAACUUUUGGAUUGCCGACAAUAUUUUUCCUUUAAGUCGAUAUCUUAAUCUUAAUGACGCAAGAACAAGAAUACAUCGAAUUUUACAGGCCGAUUUACAUCUUCGCAGACUGAUUCUUGCACUUACCCACGAACUAUUCUCUCAGAGAAUUCAACAAAGACUUUUAGUUCCAGUAAAUCGAAUGUCGAAGCUGUGUUGGUACGUUCUCUUUCGUCUCGUAACUUUCAACGAUUCCAAAGAGGAAAACUGAUCUAUCGAUAUCAUUCUCUGAAACCUAAAGCCGAUGUUGAAGUAUUCCAUAGAAAGAGAGUUGGCGAAAAGAUUCGGUCCAGUGCAUGCUAAAGUAAUGAAACCAUCUUUCUAUUCGAGCGGACUUUCAGAUUCGACGGGCCGAAGGAAGAGAUUGAAAAGUCCUUCACGAAAGAGAUCGCUUCUGAUUUUGAACGAUGCAACGACGAAUUUUAUUCUAGAAAAGAAGAAGUUAGAAACGUGGGAAACUUAUAUUUUUGUGAUCGGUGAUAGUGUAAGUCUGUUGCAAUUACGUUAAUGUAAGACAUGUUGUCUGUAAAAACUGUCUCCGAGAGAUUAAAACUAUUUGCGUGAGUUCGAUUUUGUGAAUAACAAUCGUAAAAAAAGUGUUUAGUUUUUUAAAUGACAAAAUAUACUUACACGAUUUUUAACGAUAUCUGAUAAGUUCCAACAGAUUUCUAAUAUUAUACUUUACAAUUAUUUUUUCGUACAACUGUGAAAAAUUUUUAAUCACUGAUGGAUUAUCGUUCAUUGAUUUGAAAUUGUAUACUUUUUGAACAAAAAUAUGUAUGUAUCAGUGAAAAGAUUUUGAUAGAACAUUGUUAUAUAUCGUAUCGAUAAAUUAACUAUAAUCUUUUAACAAAUGUACAAUACAGUUAAGAUAUAUUACGACCACUUUGUCUCAAUUAUUGUUUCGUUA